AUGGUUGAUUCUAAGACUUUAGAGUUGUUCUCAAGAGAACAAGUCAGAUCACAUAAUGCUGGAGACGACUGUUGGGUAAUCUUAAAUGGAAGAAAAAUCGUCGAUGUUAACAAGUAUCUAGAAGCCAACCCAAUUGACAACAAAGAUGAAUUAGUUUCUCUUGUUGGCCAAGAUGUUACCGAUAAAGUCAGUCAUUUUCAAAAUUUGGAUAAAGAAGACUUCUUGGUAGGCUAUUUAGCUACCGAAUUAGAAGAAAAAGAGCUAUUAUCCAAUAAAGACCAUAAGGUGGAAGUUAAGUUGGUUGAUAACAACAAAGAAGAAUACGAUUCCACUACUUUUGUCAAGGACUUACCAGCUGAGGAAAAAUUGAGUAUUGCUACAGAUUAUAAAAACGAUUUCAAAAAACACCAUUUCUUAGAUCUAAAUAGACCUUUAUUGCCACAAAUCUUAUUCAGUAACUUUAAAAGGGAUUUUUAUGUUGAUCAAAUCCACAGACCAAGACAUUAUGGCCAAGGUUCUGCUCCAUUAUUCGGUAACUUCUUAGAACCCCUAACCAAGACUGCUUGGUGGGUUAUCCCAUUAGUUUGGUAUCCUGUUGUGUUAUACCAUUUAGUCGUAGCCUUACAAAAUAUGAAUAAUGCAUUUGCUAUGUUCUUAUUCUUUGUUGGGAUCUUUGUCUGGACCUUCAUUGAAUAUUGUUUACAUAGAUUCCUUUUCCAUUUCGAUGACUGGUUACCAGAGAGCAACAUCGCAUUCACUAUCCACUUCCUAUUACAUGGUUGUCACCACUAUCUACCAAUGGAUCCCUACCGUUUGGUCAUGCCACCAGCUUUGUUUGUUAUUUUGUGUGCUCCAUUCUACAAAGCUGUUUUCGCUGCAUUACCUUUAUACUGGGCUUACGCAGGUUUCGCAGGUGGGUUAUUUGGUUAUGCCUGUUAUGAUAUGUGUCAUUACUUCCUACAUCACAGUAAGAUGCCUAAGUUUAUGAGAAAGUUAAAAAAAUACCAUUUAGAACACCAUUACAAGAAUUACCAGUUGGGUUUUGGUGUCACUUCGUGGUUCUGGGAUAAAAUCUUCGACACUUAUUUAAGUAACGACUCUCCUUUAUCACCAAUGAAAUAUGAUUGA
Messenger RNA from Arxiozyma heterogenica, 1128 nucleotides. RefSeq names its product fatty acid alpha-hydroxylase (gene SCS7). Gene Ontology annotation, cellular component: endoplasmic reticulum; membrane. Gene Ontology annotation, biological process: lipid biosynthetic process; fatty acid metabolic process. The record is from RefSeq and is a predicted model, not a curated record. Gene Ontology annotation, molecular function: iron ion binding; fatty acid 2-hydroxylase activity. The coding region runs from base 1 to 1128 and encodes 375 amino acids. The transcript has a single exon. NCBI's taxonomy places the organism in Eukaryota, Fungi, Ascomycota, Saccharomycetes, Saccharomycetales, Saccharomycetaceae.